UUAUUAUCUUGUUUUAAAAAAGAAACAACAAAAUCUCUAAGUUUUAGAGGUUAAGUGACUUUUUUCCAUUCAUAUGGCUGUUUGGUAGCAGAGCAAGACAGAAUCUAAGUGUACUUCUUAGUCUAAUUGUCUUUCUGCAGUAUCACCUUGACCUCUUGCAGUUUUAGGAACUGUAGGCUAUAAGACAGUGUCACUUCAUGAAAAGGACUGAAUGCACCUAAUGUAUGUACUGAAUUUGGACAGAGAUCUGUAGCUUAAAGAACUUGCAUUGCUUUACUCCCCUUAAAGGUACAUCUGGUGUUAAGAAACUCAUUAUUGCAUUGCUACCUUAAUGAGAUAAAAGUCCUUAGAGAAAGAGGUAAAUCAUGAGAACGUAACUUUAAAGAGUUUAUUACUCCUUGAUGAUAAUAGUUCUCACAACACUUCUCUGUACAUUUCUCCUCUAGUCACUUUGGCUCUGUUGUCCCAGAUUUACAGAUAAGGAAACAGACUCAGAGAAGGUAGACCUUUGUAGCGUCACACAGCUCAUAGAUGAGCAGGUUCUUGUCCUCUGUCUCUUAGUUGGCAAUACUGCUUUCUCUGUGAGGCAAGCUUAAAGACAUUUGUUUAAAAUGACUACUGGUUACAGAUGCUGUGGCGAUUUCUGGGGAAAUAUCAUCACCUCCUCUAUUUUCAGUCAGCCAUCGCUCCCAGCCCCAACAACCCUCUCAGCCCCAGCGGACCCUGCUCCAGCAUGUGGCUCAGUCACAGACUGCAACACAAACUUCAGUGGUGGUGAAGUCCAUCCCAGCAUCCUCCCCUGGAGCAAUCACCCACAUUAUGCAGCAGGCAUUAAGCAGUCACACUGCUUUUACCAAACACAGCGAGGAACUUGGAACUGAGGAGGGCGAGGUUGAAGAGAUGGACACUUUAGACCCUCAGACAGGUCUGUUUUACCGAUCUGCCCUGACUCAGUCACAGUCAGCUAAACAGCAAAAACUUAGCCAGCCCCAGCUGGAACAGACUCAGCUGCAAGUGAAAACUCUGCAGUGCUUCCAGACUAAACAGAAGCAGACCAUCCACCUGCAGGCAGACCAGCUCCAGCACAAACUCCCGCAAAUGCCCCAGCUUUCCAUCAGGCAUCAAAAACUCACCCCUCUCCAGCAAGAACAAGCACAGCCCAAGACAGAUGUACAGCACACACAGCAUCCCAUGGUGGCCAAAGACAGGCAGCUUCCUACCUUAAUGGCACAGCCCCCGCAAACGGUAGUACAGGUGCUUGCAGUGAAAACUACACAGCAGCUCCCCAAACUGCAGCAGGCUCCGAACCAACCAAAAAUCUACGUGCAACCCCAAACCCCCCAGAGCCAAAUGUCGCUCCCUGCCUCAUCAGAGAAACAGCCGGCAAGCCAGGUGGAGCAGCCAAUUAUAACCCAAGGAUCCUCUGUUACAAAGAUAACUUUUGAGGGGCGCCAGCCUCCCACAGUUACAAAGAUAACUGGUGGCGGUUCUGUGCCUAAGCUGACAUCACCAGUUACAAGCAUAUCUCCCAUUCAGGCCUCUGAGAAGACAGCAGUUUCAGACAUUUUGAAAAUGUCUUUGAUGGAAGCUCAGAUUGAUACAAAUGUAGAGCAUAUGGUAGUGGAUUCCCCAAAGAAGGCUCUUGCCACUAGUAUGCUCACUGGUGAAGCAGGAUCAUUACCCUCUACCCACAUGGUGGUGGCAGGGGUGGCGAAUUCUACUCCUCAGCAACAGAAGUGUAGAGAGUCCUGUUCAAGUCCAUCUGCUGUUGGCCCUCUCCUAACGACCAGGAAAAUCGAUACACCAGGAGUGCCUACAACAGGCCAGUUCAUGCGUAUUCAGAAUGUAGGCCAAAAGAAAGCUGAAGAGAGCUCAGCAGAAAUUAUUAUCCAGGCCAUUCCUCAGUAUGCUAUUCCUUGUCACUCCAGCUCCAAUGUGGUUGUGGAGCCCAGUGGGCUUCUUGAGCUAAACAACUUCACCAGUCAGCAGCUGGAUGAUGAUGAGACGGCAAUGGAACAGGACAUAGACAGUAGCACGGAGGAUGGAACUGAGCCUAGCCCCUCUCAGAGUUCUGCUGAACGGUCCUAGUGUUUUGGAUAAAGGAGUGCACUUUAAAACCUGCUUGGUUACCAAGUGUCCAGGGAAACUCUUGAAUUCUAAUGUCAAAAAAAAAAAAAAAAAAAAGCACUUUGCCCGUACUUAGGCUAUGACCCUGAAACAGCAAUAUUUCAAUAAGAUAUUGCUGCAGGAGUAGCAUUUUAAAAAGAUAAAACUCACAGGGAAAUGUACUUUUUAAAAAAAUUAGAAAAAAGGCGAAAAAAAAAAGAGAUGUACAUCUACAGAGAUUCAAGACCUGAUAUUCUUUCUCUGUUGGACCGUGGCAAAUGGAAAAGUUUCAUCUUUCAGUGGAAAGAGACUUUUCCUGUGAAUGUUUCCCAUCUGGUUUCCAUUGAGCAAAUUGCCAUCAAAAAGUACCAUCAAAAAAGGAGAAUGUGAAUAGUUUGUAUUUUGAAAUGAUGUGUCAUGAACAGUUUUUAAAGGUUUUGUAUGUUUUUGCAAAUCCUUGGAAGUGUUGAACUGCUGGUUAACAUUUUAUGUUUGCUCAGUUGAUAAUUAGUUUAUAAAUAUCUAGGAAAAUACUGGCAUUAAAGAAACCUUUUUGGUUGGCAGAAAACAGAUCCUUAACCAGUAGGAAGGCUUUCUGGGUGGCUUGUACAUUCUCAUUGGUUGUAUGCUAAUUUAUUGUGUUUUUCCUUUGUGCUCUAGGCAGCACACUUGCCUUCUAUUUAUUUAACUGUAAACAUUUCAAAGUAGGCCAUAGUCCUUCUGAUAUAUUUCUUGUAAACCAGGAUUGUCUCCCCUUCCACCUCCCAUCCUUCUUUCAGUCCCCUUCAAGAAAAGUUAGAAAAUGUAUCAUUAUGAAGUAGAAGGAAAAAAUUUUUUUUCUGGCCCAAAGGAAAUGUUAAUUUAUGUUAAGGAAAACAAAUUAUUCACUGACAUGAUGCUGUUUUAAUGUUGAAAUUGCACAUUCAUGUUGGAGUGAGACUUUGAAAUAAUUUUUACAUACUUUUGUUUAAGCCCCUUUGAAAUGUAUAAAAAGUUGAUUUACAGUUCUAAAUGUAAUGUUUUUAAGCAUUCUACCUUUUUAGGACACAGUUUGUUUAAUCAGAAUGUUUUGGUCUUGUGAUCAUUGUCUGUCACAAAUAGGGUGGGGUUAAUGGUGUGGGAGGCUAAGAGUUUUGACAAACUGGCAAAGGAAACUAUACUUUUCAUUUUUAAAAUGUAAAUAGAAAAGUUUUUAACGGUUUUAUAUAGAUUUCACUAUAAAUAAGCAUUUUAAGACUGACAAAUGUUGACCUGUACAUACAUAUAUCAGCAUAACUGCCCAACUUUUUGGUGCUGAAGUACUGUAAGUAGAAUUCAUCAAGUCUCCUAAUUUUUGCAUCUAUCUGGAAAGAAAAGCUGUGAUACUAUGGUUAAUAAAUUCCCACUAAAGUGACACUGAAGAUUUCAACACAAGCAUUCAUAAGAUGCACUGGUCUCUGGUGGUUGUCAAUUUCUAUGCUGGGUGGUAGUGACUUACCCAUAGAUGGAGCUGUUGGGUAUCAUUUCAUUGUACAAAAUUCAUGUUUAAAAAACUUGUGA
Molecule: messenger RNA, 3645 nt
Organism: Heterocephalus glaber (naked mole-rat)
Lineage: Eukaryota; Metazoa; Chordata; Mammalia; Rodentia; Bathyergidae
Source: RefSeq, a predicted model, not a curated record